This is a messenger RNA of Daldinia decipiens, 3648 nucleotides long. RefSeq names its product armadillo-type protein. The transcript has 2 exons. Lineage: Eukaryota; Fungi; Ascomycota; Sordariomycetes; Xylariales; Hypoxylaceae. Gene Ontology annotation, biological process: spliceosomal complex assembly. Gene Ontology annotation, cellular component: catalytic step 2 spliceosome; U2-type prespliceosome; U2 snRNP. Gene Ontology annotation, molecular function: mRNA binding. The record is from RefSeq and is a predicted model, not a curated record. Bases 1 to 3648 code for a protein of 1215 amino acids.
AUGUCAGACGCUGACUUUGACGCCGUUAGAAAGCUCCAGGCUGAGCGGAACGCUGCUGCAGCUGCUAAGAAUGGGUCGCGCGGCCGAGACCCCAAGAACCAGCGAUCUGAGAGCUCAACCAAGGCAAAGCUUACCGAAUCUUUCGACACAGAGCUCUACGACCGUGAUGGAGAUGAUAAAUAUGCAGGAUAUCUCACAUCUAUCCCUGUCGCCGAUGGCGAGGAUGAAGAAAUGGAAGAUGCCGAUAACUCGCGUCGUUUAGUUGGCCAGUAUACCGCGACGCGUGCCCAGAUUGACGAAUUCGCCCACGGCAAUGGAGUCGAAGAGGAUGAUCCAUUUGCAGGAAGAGGCGAAAACAGCACGAGGAUCGUUGACCGCGAAACUGACUACCAGAAACGUCGCUUCGAUCGCGUUCUCACCCCGACAAGAGCCGACGCCUUCAACCGCCAAGGGGACACCGCCGAAGGAGAUACAUAUCGAGAUAUUAUGGAACGGAGAGAAAUAGAAAGGGAAGAAGAAAGGGUUAAGCGUGCUAUUCAGGCGAAGCGGGAAGGGAAAGAUGUUGAUGACGAUCACGAAGCAACACUCAAAAAUGGAGAUAAAGAGAACACAGAUGCCGGAUCUACUGAGGCAGUGACGGCUGGGCGAAAGCGCAAGAAGAGAUGGGAUGUUGCUUCUUCUGCUGUGGAUGAACCCUCAUCAGACUCUGCCGAAGGGAAGACCAAGAGAUCCAGAUGGGACCAGGCGCCGUCGCUCCCUACCCCCGGCGCAUCUGAUGGCGGCAAGAAGAGAUCGAGAUGGGAUCAAGCACCCUCUGCGACUCCUGUCGGUAACAGUGGCUUAGCUACACCGAUGCAUACAUCCUCGCUUGGAGUUGGCGCAGCGAAAGCAGAUAUGUCUGGCCCUGGUGGCAUCCUUGGUGAUGAAGAGUUGAACACGUUACUUCCUGGAGAAGAGCAGGGCUUCAAGAUUCUCGACCCGCCAUCAGGAUAUCCUACCGGCCAUGCCCCUCUCCAUAGGAUCGCAGCGACGCCGCUACCGCCAAAUUAUGGCGGUUUCAUGAUGCAGGACCCGGAGAGUACGAGAUUAGGAGGAAGCCAGAUGCCCAAAGAAAUCCCUGGCGUUGGAGAACUACAAUUUUUCAAGCAGGAAGACAUGGCUUACUUCGGCAAACUAGCAGAUGGCUCUGAUGAAAAUAGCCUAAGCGUUGAAGAGCUGAAGGAGAGGAAGAUUAUGAGGCUUCUCCUGAAGAUCAAGAAUGGUACUCCUCCUAUGCGAAAGACUGCUCUCAGACAACUCACAGAUAAUGCAAGGCAGUUCGGUGCUGGGGCUCUGUUCAACCAGAUUCUCCCUCUUCUAAUGGAGAAGACCCUGGAAGAUCAAGAACGUCAUUUGCUCGUCAAAGUAAUCGACCGUAUCCUAUGGAAGCUUGACGACCUUGUCCGUCCUUACGUUCACAAAAUCCUAGUCGUCAUUGAACCGCUCCUCAUCGAUCAAGAUUAUUAUGCAAGGGUCGAGGGUCGAGAGAUUAUCUCUAAUCUCAGUAAAGCCGCCGGUCUCGCCACUAUGAUCAGCACGAUGAGGCCGGAUAUCGACCAUGUCGACGAGUACGUACGUAAUACAACAGCAAGAGCCUUCGCGGUUGUGGCCUCAGCGCUAGGGAUUCCCGCUCUUUUACCUUUCUUACGAGCAGUAUGUCGAAGCAAGAAGUCAUGGCAAGCCCGACAUACUGGAGUCAAGAUCGUGCAACAGAUUCCUAUCCUAAUGGGAUGUGCCGUUCUACCCCAUCUUAAAGGUCUUGUGGACUGCAUAGGCCCAAACCUGAAUGAUGAGCAAACAAAGGUACGGACGGUCACUAGUUUGGCUAUUGCUGCUCUUGCUGAAGCCUCUAACCCUUAUGGUAUUGAAAGCUUCGAUGAUAUUUUAAACCCUCUAUGGACUGGUGCACGCAAGCAACGCGGCAAAGGUCUCGCUGGCUUUCUCAAGGCUGUUGGUUAUAUCAUCCCCCUUAUGGAUGAAGAAUAUGCCAAUUAUUAUACCUCACAAGUAAUGGAUAUCCUUCUCCGAGAAUUCUCGUCUCCGGACGAAGAGAUGAAGAAGGUCGUGUUGAAGGUUGUAUCUCAGUGUGCGGGCACUGAAGGUGUGACAGCUGGUUACCUCAAAGAACACGUUCUAGAUGAGUUCUUCAAGAGUUUCUGGGUCAGGCGGAUGGCCCUAGAUAAGCGAAACUAUCGACAAGUGGUCGAAACAACCGUUGAUAUCGGCCAGAAGGUUGGCGUCAGCGAGAUUCUCGAGCGAAUUGUUGGCAAUCUCAAAGAUGAGAGCGAGGCCUACCGUAAAAUGACUGUCGAGACCGUUGAGAAGGUAGUUGCUAGCUUAGGGGCGGCGGAUAUUGGUGAGAGGUUGGAGGAGCGACUUAUCGACGGCAUUCUCCAUUCCUUCCAGGAGCAAAGUGUCGAAGAUAUCAUUAUGCUAAACGGCUUCGGCACGGUGGUCAACGCCCUAGGCACGCGCUGUAAGCCGUAUUUGCCCCAAAUAGUGUCAACAAUCUUGUGGCGUCUCAACAACAAAUCCGCAACGAUCCGGCAGCAAGCCGCGGAUCUUAUCAGCAGGAUUGCAAUAGUCAUGAAGCAGUGCGGCGAGGAUGCCCUUAUGGGUAAGCUAGGCGUUGUCUUGUACGAAUACCUCGGAGAGGAGUACCCUGAAGUUCUUGGCUCAAUCCUCGCGGCUCUCCGAAGCAUUGUUACCGUUGUUGGUAUCAGCCAAAUGCAGCCUCCAAUCAAGGAUCUACUACCGCGUCUUACUCCUAUCUUACGAAAUCGUCACGAAAAGGUACAGGAGAAUACAAUCGAUCUCGUCGGCCGUAUUGCCGAUCGGGGACCAGAGAGUGUAAACGCGAGAGAAUGGAUGAGGAUUUGCUUCGAACUGUUGGAUAUGCUAAAGGCACACAAAAAGGGCAUCAGAAGAGCAGCCAAUAACACGUUUGGUUUCAUCGCGAAAGCUAUCGGACCACAAGAUGUGCUGGCUACCUUACUGAACAACCUGCGCGUCCAGGAGCGUCAAUCCCGAGUUUGCACGGCUGUCGCAAUCGGUAUUGUUGCUGAGACUUGUGCUCCUUUCACAGUGCUCCCUGCUCUGAUGAACGAGUAUCGGGUCCCUGAACUCAACGUACAAAAUGGUGUGCUCAAGUCUUUAUCAUUCCUCUUCGAGUACAUUGGAGAAAUGGCCAAAGAUUACGUCUACGCUGUGACGCCGCUCCUGGAAGAUGCCCUCAUCGACCGUGACCAGGUACAUCGGCAGACGGCCGCGUCCGUGGUCAAGCAUAUUGCACUAGGUGUAGUUGGUCUAGGCUGCGAAGACGCUAUGGUGCAUCUACUGAACCUUCUCUGGCCUAACCUCUUCGAAACCAGCCCACAUGUUAUAGACCGUAUUGUAGAAGCUAUCGAAGCCAUUCGAAUGGCCGUCGGACCCGGUCUCGUACUGAACUACGUAUGGGCGGGUCUAUUCCACCCCGCCCGCAAGGUACGACAGCCUUACUGGCGGCUCUACAACGACGCGUACGUGCAAGCCGCCGACGCCAUGGUGCCUUAUUACCCGAACCUGAGCGAAGAGGGCAUCGACAGGCCCGAAUUGGCAAUUGUGCUAUAG